Rotaria sp. Silwood2 is the source of this 1080-nucleotide messenger RNA. The record is from the annotation of a GenBank genome assembly. Lineage: Eukaryota; Metazoa; Rotifera; Eurotatoria; Philodinida; Philodinidae.
AUGGGCGAUAAACCUCGGUUAUCGGUAGCUUCAUCAACUGGUUUAAAAGGCGCAGCUGCCGCUACUCAAUUUAAACGAUUAUUUAAUCAACCGAGUAUAAGUUCUUUGUCAAAUCAUGAAGAUUCAAGAGAAGAACGAAUUGAAUUAGAAAAUUUAUUAGGAACAGAAGAUCUUGAAAAAUUACGCUCACAAGGAUUUUCGGAAGAUAAAGUUCUUGAUAAAGAAGAAUUUAUUGAAUUUUUACGACAUACAUUAAAUCGUGGAAGUGAUAAAGAUUAUGAUGAAUUAUUUGAAUGUGUUGAUGUAACCAAGGAAGGUUUUAUUUCAUGGGAUAAAUUAGCGACAUAUUUAAUGUUAAAAUUAUACGAUAAUGAUGAUCGUGAAAAGGCAUCAUCAGUACCGAAUUGGAAAAGUGGAAAGAAUUUAUUGAAUGCUCAUCGAGAUUCGAUUAAACGUAUUCAACAUAUGGAUAGUUUUAGUCGAUAUAUAUCAAUUAGUAAAGAAGGAACUGUUUGCAUUUAUAAUGAUGAAAUGCAAUUAUAUAAAACAUUUAAAGCAGCAACAGAAAGUUGUAAAAUGCGUGAUUUAUGGAUAACUGAUUUUGUAUUAAUGACAAAUGUUAAUAAAGUGGCUAUUGCUUAUACAUCAAAAGAAUUAAUUAUUUAUGAUAUGACAUCAAAACUCGAAUUAAGUUUAGCUUAUCGAAUUGUUGGCAUUGAUGCUACGCCUUAUUGUUUGGAUUAUUGGUCUGAUUCAGAAAAUCCAAAUGAUGCGAUAUUGAGUUGGGGAGAUGUAAAAGGUAAUGUUCAUGCAAUCUUAUUCAAUUCAGCUAUAAUUGCACUAUUUGAACGACCACCACAACAAACAAAUAAUGCCGCAUACACAAGAGUUCAAUUAGAAGAUAUAGCAAAUGGAAAUUAUAAAAAUGCAUCUUAUUUGACAUAUCAUGCACAUACUGAAUGGACUCGACAAGUUAAAUAUGUAGAUCAUCUUGAAUGUUUUAUAUCAUGUUCAACAAAUACUAAAACAGCAUUAGUAUUUGGUUGGAUGGACAAAUCUGGAUUAACAGUACGAGUGUAA